UUUCAGAGCAGACGGAAAAGAUAUCUCUAAGUAGUUAUGCUAAAAAGCAUGUUAGGUAUGGAAGUAUGAAUAAAGAAAGUGGACUAAAGAAUGAACGGUAUAUAAAACACAUUGUACAGCCGGGUGAUACAUUACAAGGCCUCGCACUUCGUUAUGGUGUAACUAUGGAGCAAAUAAAAAGAGAAAAUAAAAUGUGGACCACAGAUAGUUUAUUCUUGCGCUCAACAUUAAAUAUUCCUGUUGAUUCUGAAGCUGAAGUGUUUACUGUAUCUUCCAUAUCUUCUGCUUCCCAGUCACCUCAGCUGUCUCCUGUGAAACAUACUGAAAAUGGGGAUAGUUUAACAAACUGUCAGACUAUUGGCAUAUCAAAUCAAUUAAAUACUACUAUUAGUGACAAUGGUAUUGCAAGUUUAGAACGUGAAGAAAGUGCAGCUGACUUUUUGAUACGUAUAGAUAGUCAUAUUGCACAAACAAAAGACAAAGUUUUGAAAUUACAAAAUAAAGUUGUGUAUUCAGAAGAUGAUCUUCACAACUCUAGAGAUGGAUUCUCAUCUCGCUUGAGUUAUCAGUAUAAGAGAAAUAGUUUAACUGGCUCUUCAUCUCUCAGUAAUCUCAAUGUUGAUCCAUCCUUAACGCCUCAGGCAGUGGUUAUGACCAAGGGACGCAAAGUUAGGUCUUCCUUGAAAAAAUUAGAAAAGCAACAAGAUGAAAUAUUUGAGUUAUAACUAAGGUAUUGUAAGCUGUAUGGAAUUAAAAGUGAUUCACUUGGAAUUAGUGGCCAUCUUCUUAACUUAGAAAUAAUAAUCUAGACUAUAAACAUAUACAGAAAUUUUCUGUGCUUUAUUAACAGCUGCUGAAGGUGUAAGGUGAUAUUACUUAUAUAGUUUCAUGUGAAAAUAUAUGUGGUCAUUGUAAUUAAACAUAUAUCAUCAAAUCAUCUAAAAUGUAAAUGUGUCAGUGUACAGCAUCAUAUUUUAUUGUUAGAAAUUCUAUUGAGAUGCUUGAAGUGUUAUGCUUGUGAAAGUAAUAUAUGAAUGUAUUUAAAACAGUGGAUACAUACACAAUAUCAAUAUAUAUAUAUAUAUAUAUAUCUGUGUGUGUAUGUAUUGUAAUACAUAUGUAUUAUUUGAAAUAAAAGUGCAAUAUUAUUGCAAUAUGAUAUAUUCUACAUUGUUUGAAAGGUGGUUCACCCUGUUAUUAGUAAUCAAGCAUAUGUUAAAAAUUCAUUGCAAGUAAUUAAGAUUAAAUAAAUCAAUGAAAGUAGUUAUGUUAUCUGAGCAAUAUUGUGUUAUGCAUUCCCAAAGUGUUAACAGCAAAAAUGUAUACUAUAUAAAAGCAUGGCACUUUGAACAGAGUAAUUCAUGGCUUUCCUGUAAAAUGAAUUUCUUCUAUAUGCAUACCUGAUUACUUAAAAUUCCAUUCUUAAGCUAUGCUUUUGUACCUAACAGAAUUAAGCUUUUAGAAAUUUAAUUAAAAUCUUGCAAAUGAAUGUUAUUUCUAUAAUAUUAAAUUUUAUGCAUGCAUAAAUUUGUUUUAUAAUAAUAAUUUUGUAUGUCUUUAAAACAA
Molecule: messenger RNA, 1566 nt
Organism: Stegodyphus dumicola
Lineage: Eukaryota; Metazoa; Arthropoda; Arachnida; Araneae; Eresidae
Product: lysM and putative peptidoglycan-binding domain-containing protein 2-like
Source: RefSeq, a predicted model, not a curated record